Molecule: messenger RNA, 1679 nt
Organism: Tuber melanosporum (Perigord truffle)
Lineage: Eukaryota; Fungi; Ascomycota; Pezizomycetes; Pezizales; Tuberaceae
Exons: 5
Coding region: 135-1679 (514 amino acids)
Molecular function (GO): oxidoreductase activity, acting on paired donors, with incorporation or reduction of molecular oxygen; monooxygenase activity; heme binding
Source: RefSeq, a predicted model, not a curated record
AACCAUCCUUGCCUAACUAACUACUUCCUUACUCCCCUAAGCUUUCAUAACAGCGUAGUCCCAAAAUCCAGGUCACCGGUACCCAGUUAAACAGCCUAGCGAGUCGGCCAAACCUUCUCAUUAGUAUAGUCACGAUGCCUUCAUUGCUGCUGAUGUCCCUGGCACCGUCACUCAAAACAUUGGUUGUAUUGGAGUUCACUCAGGUGCUGCCUCUCGCGCUGCUGGCACUCGUGGCAAGUUGUGCCUACUCGCGGUAUGCGAGCCCGCUCAAGAAUGUGCCCGGUCCAGCGCUUGCCAGCUUUUCGAGAAUAUGGUUGAAUGUGGGACUGGUUGCUCGUGGCAAUUUGCAUGGGGGGAUAAUGGACGCGCACCGCAAGUAUGGUCCUGUUGUUAGGGUCGGGCCAAACAAGGUUUACUUUUCGGACCCAGCGCUAAUUCCGGAGAUUUAUGGUGUCGGGACGGGGUAUCGCAAGAGCGAUCUUUACAUGAUGUCCGAUCCGGAGCCUGGGCAUGGCAGUACUUUCAGUGAGCGAUCUGCCGAAAAGCACGCGGUGCUAAGAAGACGAGUUGGCCCUGCGUACUCUAAUUCCUCUGUACUUCAGAUGGAAUCAUAUGUCGAUGCCCUGGUAUCGGCCUGGAUCUCCGCCCUGUCCUCCGAAUUCACCGUUGCAAAGACUUCCCUCAAGUCUUGUGAUUUCGCCAGCUGGUCACAGUUUCUCACUUACGAUGUCAUAUCUGAGCUCGCGUUUGGAAAAGCGUUUGGAUUCAUUGCUACACGCAGUGACUACAAGCAAUACAUCGCCUCGUUCCAGCAGGCCCUCCCAAUGAUUGUCACAAUGAGCUACUUCGAAGAAUUGGUCAAGUUCAUGACUUUGGGCUGGGUUCGCAAGUUCACCACACCCAGUAUCAAAGACGAGACGGGGUACGGGAACUUGACCAAGACUGCUACUGAUCUUGUCAGGGAACGCUGGGCGAAGGGUGGGGUCGGCGAGAGAAGAGAUAUGUUGCAACGAUUUUAUGAAGAAGGAAUGACAGAGAAGGAAGCCAUGAUUGACUCCACUCUUAUAUUAGUAGCAGGCUCCGACUCAACCGCAACCACAAUCCGCGCCGCAGUCAUGUUCAUCUGCAGCGAUCCUAGCGUCUACAGAACACUAAAAUCCGAACUCGCCGCAAACAUCCCUCGCACCAGCCCUCCAAGCGUCGUGUCCUUCUCAGUCGCCAGAUCUUUGCCCUACCUCUCCGCCUGCAUCAAAGAAGCCCUUCGCCUCUUCCCCCCCGGUGCCGGCGCAAUGGAGCGAGUUGUACCUGUCGGUGGUGCGACGUUAAGUGGCUACUUCAUUCCCGAGAACACUGUUGUGUGCCUUCACCCGUGGCCAGUGUGUCGCGAUAAGGUAUUUGGCGAGGAUGUGGACUCGUUCAGGCCUGAGAGGUGGCUAGAAGAGAAGGAUGAGAAGCGGUUGGUGAAGAUGGAGAAGACUCUGGACUUUGUGUUCGGGGCUGGGCCGCAUUAUUGCCUUGGGAGGCAGAUUGCUUACUUGGAGCUCUAUAAGAGCAUCGCGGAGCUGUUCUUAACCUUCGACAUCGGCCUAUCAAACCCUAUGCGGCCUUGGAAAUCCCGCGAAUACGGAUUCUUCCUCCAGAGGGAUAUGAUGGUGAAGAUUAAGAAAGUUGAUGGGUAG